Messenger RNA from Drosophila busckii, 1977 nucleotides. It is a transcript of the gene Jasper, whose product is annotated as PC4 and SFRS1-interacting protein. The record is from RefSeq and is a predicted model, not a curated record. Gene Ontology annotation, biological process: regulation of transcription by RNA polymerase II. Gene Ontology annotation, molecular function: transcription coregulator activity; double-stranded DNA binding. Lineage: Eukaryota; Metazoa; Arthropoda; Insecta; Diptera; Drosophilidae. The transcript is spliced from 2 exons. Gene Ontology annotation, cellular component: nucleus. The coding region runs from base 228 to 1604 and encodes 458 amino acids.
GAGCCGAUAAUGAUUUGUGUUCAACUAUCGAUAGCUCCUUAUGUAAAUGCUCGAUAAAUAUUGCUUGCGUGUUAUAUUGAAACUUUUGACACAAAAGAGGGUCACACUUUGUACAGCAACAACAACGAGAAAGAAAGCAACAACAAAAGUGUGCCUGAGAGAAAUAGCAGCAGACGCUAACUACAUAUUUCACGCAAUUAAACCAAUUUUAACACGCUGUAAUUGCGAUGGGUAAGGAAAAGGCUGGAAAAUCAUUCAACAUCGGUGACUUGGUGUUUGCCAAGGUGAAGGGCUAUCCUGCAUGGCCGGCGAAAAUCACGAAAUGCAUCAACAAAAAGUACAAUGUUUACUUUUAUGGCACCGGAGAAACCGCCAAUAUUAAAUUGGAGGAUCUGUUCACAUAUGUGGAGAACAAGGACAAGUUUGCAACCGAUAAGAAUAUGAAACGGGCAAAGUUUAGCGAUGCCAUAGAUCAAAUUGAGAGCGCAGUACGUGGAGAUGAUUCGGCGCCAAUUGACUUACCAAGCGCGGAUGCGCCAGCCAAUGAAAGUACCGUUGAAGCGACAUCAGAAACUGCAGCAGCUGCAACUGGCGGCGUCGAGGCAACAGAGCCAAGUCAACAAAAGUCACGCGCUGCGACUGGACGCAAAACAAAAGCAAACGCAAAACAUGUGGAUGGAGCGACAGAAGCGAGUAAAACGGACGCACCGCCGCAAAAGAAACGUGUGCCGCCUGAAGGCAUAAACGCGUCGGCUAACAACCACAAAAAAUCUGUAAAGAAAAGUAAGCCUACUGCGGCUAUAACGCCCAUACAGAAACGUUCGCGUCAGGUAAACGUUAUACAGAACAAUAUACUGAUGGUAUAUAUGCCUACAGCCAAGUGUUUGGGCAUUGACCUUAACUACAACAAGCCAGCAAGCUUUGAGAGUCCCGCUGCUGAGGAAGCCUGGGUAGAGAGGGCACGAAAAGAUGCAAUUGAAUUGAAACUAAAACUGGAGUCUGGACAAGUUGAUGCAGAGUCGAUGCCAGAACGCAUUGUCAUUGAGCCCGUGCGUGACGAAAUACCCAAGCAGGAGGCAGUGCGCUUUAUUGAGGAGCUUAUUGAGCAGGAGGAUGCGCUAUUUAUGGAGCGUGAUUUUAUACAAUUAUCACAGCAGCUGCGUGAAUGCUUAGGCUUGCGUCGCGCCAAUGUAGGAAGAUGUCUAGAAAUACUGGAGCAGCUCAAGGAAAUAGAAUUAAAUAGGCUAAUGCUGCUGCGUAAUCCCGAGUGUGUGGAUAUUAUGCGUCGAUUGCGACGCUAUGUAGGCAAUUUGGAUUUAUGGAAAAUGGAUAUAUCUGAUGAGGUAGAAUUCAAAGAAAAAGCGCAAGUUAUACGUAAAGUUUCGUCGGCCAUAUACGAUGGCUUCAAAACUAUCUUCAAUAAUCCCGAAUCAGAACAUGAGGAAAACUUUUGGGUAGAGUUUUGUGAAAAGGUUAAAAUUUACAAAAACUAUACAAAAAAUAUUAAUGAUAAUUUACGCGUUUCGAUGAGCGAGAAAAGUUACGAGUGCUUGGUCAAGGCCAAGGAACAGAUUACCGCGUCUGCUGUGGCGGCGAAUAAGUAACAUUUACAGAAACAAAAGGCGCGAAAACGGUUCCAUACACCUUAAGGUGCGUGUUUCCAUUUGCAUUGACAAAAUUAUGUUUUAUAUUUUUUUAAACUACUUGCAGUUAUUAUUAAGUUUAAAACUCGCGGAGUUUUUACUGUUAAUCCUUCAGAGAAAGAGAAAGAAGAGAGAGAGAGAGAAAGCGCAGAGCAAGAAGUUUUAAUUGUCAAGCUAUCACCGUCUGCUGCACUUUUGCUAUUAGAUAUAAUGAAAAAACACCACACACACGUAAAACCAAUUCAUUUAAAUAAUUAUAUAACUUAAAUAAGCUUAAAAACAACACAACUAUGAAAGUAAGUGUGUAAUUCUAAUCGAUAAAUGAAAUAAACUC